Pangasianodon hypophthalmus (striped catfish) is the source of this 3103-nucleotide messenger RNA. RefSeq names its product YJU2 splicing factor homolog B (gene yju2b). The record is from RefSeq and is a predicted model, not a curated record. The transcript has 10 exons. NCBI's taxonomy places the organism in Eukaryota, Metazoa, Chordata, Actinopteri, Siluriformes, Pangasiidae. Gene Ontology annotation, cellular component: post-mRNA release spliceosomal complex; U2-type spliceosomal complex. Gene Ontology annotation, biological process: mRNA splicing, via spliceosome. The coding region runs from base 331 to 1521 and encodes 396 amino acids.
GGAGGCCACUGGCAACUAUUGCAAUAGAGAGAGAGAGAGAUUAAAAAUAUAGCUUGUGAGAAAUAGGUAUUAAAUCUUUAGGAAUUGGAACAGCAGUGUUUAAUUAUAAGGGAUACAGGGUUAGGGAAUAGGAUGGAGAUAGGCUGUACUGCACACUCCAGACCAGUAGGUGGCGGAAACGCGCCAUAAUGUUUGAUGACAACUUUCUUGAUUCCAAGAAGAAGAACAAGACGCAGAAGAAGACGCCUGUUGCUUCUAGUUCGUUUGGCAGACGAGACUGACUAGCUUCAGGAUUCUAGACUUGAUCUCCUUGGCUGAGCUGCUGCCAUCAUGGGAGAGAGAAAAGGAGUGAACAAAUAUUACCCUCCAGAUUUUGACCCUGCUAAGCAUCGCUCUAUCAAUGGCUACUGGAACACUCAUCCACUGCGCGAGAGAGCCAGGAAGCUCUCGCAGGGCAUCCUCAUUAUCAGGUUUGAGAUGCCCUACAAUAUCUGGUGCGACGGCUGUAAGAAUCACAUAGGCAUGGGGGUUCGAUACAAUGCGGAAAAGAAGAAAGUGGGCAAUUACUACACUACGCCAAUAUACAGGUUCAGAAUGAAGUGCCACCUGUGUGUGAACUACAUCGAGAUGCAGACAGAUCCAGCCACGUGCGAUUACGUCAUCGUGAGCGGCGCGAGGCGCAAAGAGGAGAGGUGGAACAUGGCUGAAAAUGAACAAAUACUCACCACCGAACGCACUGAGAAGGAAAAGCUAGAGACCGAUCCCAUGUACAAGCUGGAUCACGGCGGGAAAGACAAAGAGAAGCUUCGUGCCGCCAUUCCAUCUCUCUCCGAGCUGCAAGAGCACCAGGCUGGAUGGAAAGACGACUUUGAGCUCAACAGCGCCCUCCGCAGGAAGUUUAGGGAUGAGAAGAAGGUCAUAUGUGAAGAGGAGGAGAAAGAUAACGCCGUGAGGAAGAGGCUGGGUCUGUCUAUACCUUUGGUACCGGAAAAGGACGAGGACAAAAAGCUUGCCUCGUUACUCACCUUCCAGAGCCCUGACUCAUAUGAGGGUAGACAGCAUACAAAGAGGCAGCAGAUCGCCUCUCGCUCCUGGUUUUCUCCGUCUUCCUCCACUCCAUCGGGGAGCGCUGUGGGAAACCUCCUGAACAAACUGGGCCAGAAGGGCAGAGACGCCGCCGCUGCCAGAGCUCUUAACGCCACUCCAAGCAGCUCUCUCGUCCGCAGGAGGUCAGAUGGUGGCGGCACGGUUGUCGAUAAUGCCAGCCUGACAUCAUGUUCCAGCCAGGCGUCUGUUUCAUGCCCCAACAUCGCCGCUUCAGACUUGGAAAAUGCUGAUUCGUUUCCCGUACACUGCUUAGAGGAGACACAGGACACCUGUAGACUAACCACAGAGGAGCACGCUGGAAAGCCAGCUCCAGAGGUGCAUUGUGGGACGGAAAGGCACAGUAGCAUUGAAUCCUGCUCUGCAAAGUCACUAGUGGCAGAUUACAGUGACUCAGACUCCGAAUCGGGUCAGUGAAGAAGCAAGGGAAUGGACUGAAAUCACAACUGCACACAUCGCAGCCCAUCUGAUCAAAAAAAGAAAUAAUUUAUCAACUUUAUAAACUCCGUCAAAACUUUAUAAACUCCGUCAUGGGCUCCGACAAAACUGUACAAAUAGGACGCUCGCAGUGGUUUCGGAAAGUUUGUCAUCAUUAAAAUUGUCACAUCGCCUGCCUGUACAUGAUAUUUAACUAUUAUACAGUCAGUUGUAGAAUUAUUGGCACCCUUCAUUGUCUAAAAUGUACGUUACACCUAAUUAUUUAUAUUUGCAGCAACUUCUACUGUGACUUAAUGCAAUAGAUUGAAACAUGCCCUAUCUCACAAUUGCUACUGUUGUAUAAGGUGUAAUAAUAAAUCAAUAGUAGUGUUUAUCGAGGUCUUCCAGUAAAUGUGUUAUCUGUGUUUGCAGAGAGAUGCUGAACCUUGGAACUGUCAGCAAAAAAAAAAAAAAAUUGAUAGUGGGCUUGUCAUUGUAGAUUAUUGGUUUAAUUUGUGCCCCAGAUAGUCAGUUGGAUUCAGAUAUAGGGUAAUGGAAACUAUCCUUAAAGCAGGUCAGGACCUUCAGACUUCCCUGUAGAGAUUACACACUCAUGGUUCUUAGUAAAUUGAUGUUCAUGACAUUAUGUUCAUUUCCUAAUCAUUCCUAUUUUACUCAUUUUUUUUACUUACAGAACAUUUUCACAGUUGCUAGUCUUGGCAUUGAAGUCCGCACACCACUAUUAGCAUGUACUCAUUUCAUUUCAUUUUUAUUUCCAUUGUUCUGCUGUAAAAUUUUGCUGAACCCCGUGCCCAUUGUAGCCUCAGUUUCCUGUUCCUGACUGACAGGAGUGAAACCCGAUGUGGUCUUCUGAUGCAGAUCAGAGAUUCAACUGUAAAAACUAGGCAUGUCCGGAUUUUUUUUUUCUUCAAUUUUUGUUACAAUAUGAAUAUUCAGUACUGACAUUGGCUAUUAGCUUGAGGCUAUUUUCAAGCCAACAGCUCAAGUAUCGUUUUUGACAUGCCGAGAUUUAAACAGGAAAAUCACAUGACCUCUGAAGUUUGAAUCUAUGUUUAUUUGUGGUUUCAUAGUAGAUUAAAAUCUGAUUUCUGGACAGUUUUAUUUCUUAAAUCCAAACGUUGACUGGCUAAACUGAGCCUUGAAUCUGAAAUGUGACUCAAAUCUGGUAAAAUUGUGAGGUUUUUUUUUUUUUUUUUAAAUUUAGGCUACAGAAACUCUUUCCUGCUCCAAUCAGAUUUGAGCUUUCUGUCUAACAGAGCCAAAAAACAGUAAUGAGGGCAGGUCAGAAAUCUCUAUGUUGCAUUUUUUUUUAACGGAAGCAAGUGUUACAUCAAAUCCUUAAAUCUUUCUUGUUCAUAGUCCAGUUUCUGAUGGUAAUGAGUCCAUUAUAUUCAGACAAGAUUUGUUUUACAGUUGAUAUUAGUCAGUGUUUCUGUCAAUACAAAUACCUAGUAUGUUGUGUGCAACAAGUCUUAGGUAGAGUGAACCAGAUCAGCCUUUUACACUGUUUGUUUUGUUUUUUUUCCAAUAAAAUAAAAAGUCACAAACGUUUCUCACUUCA